GCUAGCUAGGUAGCUAAAGUUGUGUCCUGCGCCUGUGUCAAAGGGGCCAAGCGAGAGGAUGAUGAGGAUACAACGACACCAACUAGAAAGCGUCGAGAUGGAUUCAAACAAGUUUCUGUGCUAAGAGGAUGUUUAUCCAGUGAUGGGUGUCUGACUGAAUUGUCCAACAACAAACCAGAGUCUAGGAGAUAAGACUCAUCGUCUGGUGAUGCCAUCGAUGGAGGUGAUCUCUUACGACAUAGCUUCUGACGCUGAAUUUGCCACUAACGUUAUAAGAUUCACGUCAAAUUAUUUAUUCCAGUUAGAUAUUCAUAUUAUAUUUAAGAUAUGUUUGGUGUUGUUUAAACGUUUCUAUAAGCGCCUCUUCGUAGUUUACAUUUCAGCUAGCUAUAAAACAUAGCUAAGUUAGCUUGGUUGUUCUGGCCAUGUCUGAGCUAACAUUAGUAAUUCGCAUUCACUUAAUUAUCGACAGCUUAAUAGACGCAGUCAGAGUGAAGUGCUCAACUACUGAAAACAGAAAAUAACAUCGACGUCCCUGCUUUGUUGUGAUUUAUUGUGGGACUGUCACCUUGCUUACGUUAGCCACCGUUGGCUAACUAUUAGGUAACUAUUAGCUAGCUAACCUCUGACUACAUUAACGUCACUAGCUAACGUUAUUUAUGCCUGGCUAUAACAACCAUCUAGCAUUAGUAGCUACACAGCUAGCCACUUCUUUGCCCUGUUACUGGCUUCGUGUUGGUCACAAAAUGCAUCAACAGGACUUUUCAGGAGAUUCCUCUGGGUCUAGGAAGAUGUCUUUCCACAAUAGAAGAAGCAGUAACACCACCGGUAGUGGCGGUGCAUCAGGGUCUUCUGCAGGUAGCAGUAAUGUAAUUCCCACUGAUGAUUAUCAGUCAACUAGCCAGGCUGGGUCCUCCUCCCCUGGGCCGCACCACCAACCCCUGAGCCUUAACCUCCCCCAGUCCGGGUCUCAGGUGAAAAAGAAGAGUGGCUUCCAGAUAACUAGCGUGACCCCGGCCCAGGUCUCUGUUAGCACCAACAACAGCAUAGCGGAUGACACAGAGAGUUAUGAUGACAUGGAUGAAUCCCACACAGAGGACCUGUCCUCCUCUGAAAUACAGGAAGUGUCCGUAUCUCGGGACACCGGCGUCCCUGAGAGGAGCUCCUCGGACGAGACCCUGAACAGCCCCCAUGGGGUGGAGACCCCAGGCGCAGCGUCCCCUAACGAACCCCUGAACCCUCACUCCCUACCCCAGGACCCUCCGUGCGAACCCCUGCAGCCUCAGGGCCCUCCGCAGCCUGGUAACAUGGUGAAUGGGACUGUGCAUAAUCUGCAAGAGAAUGUGGUGCCAGCAGCCUUUACUGUCUCAGUGGCAGGGGGGAGUUCCUCUGAAAUGGCUGAGCCCAACCAGACCCAGGUGGGGCAGGAUAUGGUGGAGAAUACCACCGCCCAGUUCUCUGUUACCAUCACUGCUGGGCCAGGCAUGGAUGUGUCAUCCAUAGUCAGUGGUAGUGGUGUCCCUCCCUCUGCGGGCCCUAUAAUCUUUGACAGUAGUGGAGGCCGGCAAGGGACAUCCAGUGGAGUAGGGGCUCUCCCUGGAGGCACAGGGCCCACCAAUAGCACUCAGAUUGGGGUGUCAGUAGCAGUGGCACAGCCUGUGACCUCCAGCACCCAGACACAACAGACUCAGACCCAAGCCCCUCCGGGGUCUCGCUUCAGAGUGGUGAAGCUGGACUCUAACUCAGAGCCGUUCCGCAAGGGAAGAUGGAUGUGUACAGAGUACUAUGAGAAGGAGGUUCCCCCUGCCGUGCCCACUUCUGACCCAGCCCCUGCACCCAGCGCUGCCGGCCCAGAGAGCCAAGCAGGGAAUGGAAGUGUGGUGGCCGGUGUUGUCCAAUACGGAGGCACAGAGAUGGGAGCAGUGGCACCCCAGAUCUUGCAGCCAUACCAGCACCAGGACUACACCAGCCCUGAGACUGUCCAGAACUCUCAGCAGGCCCACAUGGUCCCUCAGGACCCUAACCCUCUCCUGUUGCAGCAGACCAGCAUGGUCCCCCAUGGUACUCUACCAGCAGCCCCCCAGGUGAAUUCCCAGGGCGCUCGGAGUCAGGCCAUGCCCCAGCAGAUGCCCUAUGAUAUGGAGCAUGCACAGACAGGCUACCCCAUGCCCCAGCUCCCAGCGGGGCUAGUGAGCCAGACAGGCAGCCGGCCUCCAGACUUCAUCCAGCCUACGGCUCCUCUCCAGUCCCAGGUCCUCCCCCCACACCCUGGCUCUCUUGGGGUGUCCAUGCCUGGCCCGGCCGCUGUCCCUCAACCCCUUCAGAGUCAGCUCCAGAACCUCCCAGCUCAGCAGCUGCACCAGCACCCGUCCGCCCCUUUCGUGACCACACUCCGAGCUGACCUCCAGCCCCUCCUGACUCACGGGGUGCCCCUCAGCCACACCAGCCUGGCCCAAAGCGGGGCUCUGUACGGGGGAAGCAUCCCCACCCUAACGGCAUCCCAGCUGGAGGAUGCCCAGAGGCUGCUGUUUCAACACCAGUCCAUGCUGACGCUGCCCCGGCUGGGGGCUGCAGGAGGGGGCAGCUCCAUGAAGAGCAUGGGGAUGGCUGGAGAUGCCAGUGCCUUAGUGGCCGCUGCUGCAAGCCUGAGGACACAGUCUGCAGAUGGAGAGGAGGACAGCUCUUCUGGUGCCAGUUUGGUGGCCAUCGACAAUAAAAUCGAACAAGCAAUGGACCUGGUAAAGAGCCACCUGAUGUAUGCUGUGAGAGAGGAGGUAGAUGUGUUGAAGGAACAGAUUAAGGAGCUGGUAGAGAGGAACUCCCAGUUGGAGCAGGAGAACAGCCUCCUGAAAACCCUGGCCAGCCCAGAGCAGAUGGCUCAGUUCCAGGCUCAGGUCCAGCCCAGCUCUGGCUCCCCGACAGGGACAGGCUCCUCUAACCCCCAGCCUCAGCCCCUGCCGUCCUCACAGAGCUCUGGGACCUCUACAUAGCCCCCCUCCUCGGAGAGACGUACGCAGGGGGGGGGGGAGGAGGGAGGAGAACCUUUACUCUACUGUGAACUGACCUCAUGCGAAGAAACAAGAACCAUUAUUGCUCAAUCAAGGAGAGACCGCUACAAAAAUAUAAACCAUGUUUUGCACAUUUAUUUAACUGACCAAAGACAAUGAUGGACACUUGUGUGUCAGGUGUUCUCUUAGCUUGGAAUGCUUCAGACGAUCGCCAUGGAGACCAGGGAGGUGAAUGGAACAGAUGGACAGUUGUCAUGGAGAUGAAACAUCUCUACAGUGACUGUUGAAUUGUGCCGUUUUGCUGCCAUUUCUUUACAUUUUCAUUUAGUUGUUUUUGUUGGAUUAUUACCGAGCUGUGAAUUGAAUCAAAGAACAAGGAAUGAGGGACCAUUAAAGAGGAAACCCCAUCUGGUAUGGGGCGUAGGGUGGAACAUACAGUGCAUUUGGAAAUAAAUUCAGACCACUUUUAGUUUUUCCAAAUUUUGUUGCAUUACAGUCCAUUCUAAAAUUGAUUAAAUAGUUUUUUCCCACAUCAAUCUACACACAUUACCCCAUAAUGACUA
Molecule: messenger RNA, 3571 nt
Organism: Salvelinus namaycush (lake trout)
Lineage: Eukaryota; Metazoa; Chordata; Actinopteri; Salmoniformes; Salmonidae
Product: TSC22 domain family protein 1-like
Exons: 3
Coding region: 660-2990 (776 amino acids)
Biological process (GO): regulation of transcription by RNA polymerase II
Source: RefSeq, a predicted model, not a curated record